AUGUCAUUUGACGAUUUGACGGACAACACGAGGUCCGUCCGGAACAUCCCCGGGGCUAAGUUCAUAGUUAGCGAAAAGAUAAACAAAGUGGAAGAAUUUAGAAGCGCUGCCAAGAAGCGCUGCUUAGAAGCCAUUUUUUUGGGGGCCACUUCACUUAGCAAUCCCAAUUGGAGCGUUUGCAUAGAACACGUCACAGAAUUUCUGCAAAACAAAAAUGAGGAAACUGUUCUUCGCCUGGCCAAGGAGCUCCUAUUGAAGUACAAAUUUAUGGAGCACACUUUUGUAACUAGACAGAUCAACACGGAGAAGAAAAUCCCCGAAUUAAAAGAUGCCCUAAAAGUAGUAAAUGCCCUUUACAAAAGAAAGGAAAUGAACGAGAGCAAAAACUUGGAGCUGUAUUUUCCCUUGGAGGAGUCCCUGUACGCCAGGGGAGUUGUCGACAAAACGGAUCACAUUUUACUUUGGCUGGGGGCCAACGUGAUGGUUGAGUUCCCCUUUAAAGAGGCCGUCGAGCUACUGAAUCACCACUUGGAUAGGGCAGUAAAUCUGUACGACGAAAUGGACAAAGAGCUUCAGUGGCUGCACGAACAAAUAUCAACCACAGAAAUUAACAUAUCGAGAAUUCACAAUUAUGUGGAGAUGAAAAAAAAAAACAAAGAAAAGGACGUUGUUGAAGCUCAGGGCUAA
Plasmodium cynomolgi strain B is the source of this 687-nucleotide messenger RNA. Its product is annotated as prefoldin subunit 3. Gene Ontology annotation, cellular component: cytoplasm; prefoldin complex. The transcript has 6 exons. The record is from RefSeq and is a predicted model, not a curated record. Gene Ontology annotation, biological process: tubulin complex assembly; protein folding; microtubule-based process. Bases 1 to 687 code for a protein of 228 amino acids. Gene Ontology annotation, molecular function: tubulin binding. NCBI's taxonomy places the organism in Eukaryota, Apicomplexa, Aconoidasida, Haemosporida, Plasmodiidae.